Molecule: messenger RNA, 3065 nt
Organism: Stylophora pistillata
Lineage: Eukaryota; Metazoa; Cnidaria; Anthozoa; Scleractinia; Pocilloporidae
Biological process (GO): nitrogen compound transport
Cellular component (GO): plasma membrane
Molecular function (GO): transmembrane transporter activity
Source: RefSeq, a predicted model, not a curated record
UAUUAUUCUCAUGUUAAUUUCGUGUUUUUACGCUUCAUCGAGUUUUUUGUGACGAAGCUGGAAGCUAAUAUAAUCUUAGAUAUGCAAGCCUUAUAGAACAUUCCUGACACCGAAAGAGCCACGCAGUUUGUUGCUAAAACUCUUCGCGAACAUGGAUCCCGCAGUAUCUGAGGAACAUUUGAAAAAGUGUCGCUGGAUCAAGGUGAACUGGGCAUGGACCAAAAUCGGCAGAGUAAACCUUGGAAUUUUCUUGAGGUUCAACCCAGUAGUGAGUAUUUUGUCGUCCUUUUUUAUUUGGGGCUUCGUAAUUUGGUGCAUGGUCGAGUCAGAAGCCGCGAGCAAAGAGAUGGGAAUUUGGAAGAUGUGGAUCACGGAGAAAUUCACCUGGAUGUACAUCGGAACCCAGGACAUUUGGGCUGUGAUCAUUAUAAUGCUGUACUUCUCUAAGUUCGCCAACAUGAAGCUGGGAAGGGACGACGAGGAGCCGGAGUUCAGUGACGCAUCCUACUUUACGAUGUUGUUUGCGGCGGGUAUCGGAAUUGGUUUGUUCUUCUUUGGAGUUGCCGAGCCGAUUUACCAUUACGUCCCAGGACUUAAUGGAAAUCGUUAUGUCAACAGGUACACGGACAACCAACAGGCACAAGAUGCGAUGAACCUGACCUUCUUUCAUUGGGGAAUCCAUGGAUGGAUUGUGUAUGUGGUUGUCGGUCUGCUUUUGGCUUUCGUGUGCUACAGGCAAGGCCUCCCUAUGACCAUCCGCUCCUGCUUCUACCCACUAAUCGGAGACAAGGUAUACGGAUGGAUGGGGGAUGUCAUCGACAUCCUUUCCGUCGUGGGUACGAUGUUUGGUGUAUGUACAAGUCUAGGCUUAGGUGCCAUGCAGCUCAACACCGGGAUCCACCGUAUCAACAAAGACAUCGCCAUUUCAUCUACCAACCAGAUCAUAAUAAUUUGGUGUGUCACCGCUUGCGCUACAGUGUCUGUGAUCACUGGUUUGAAGCUUGGAAUCAGGCGACUGAGUGAGCUCUGCUUCUCCAUCGGCAUGCUUCUCAUGCUUGUUGUCUUCUUUUACGACGACACAUGGUACCUCCUGAACCUGUAUGUGCAGAGUACCGGCUACUACUUUCAGUGGAUAAUACAGCUUGGCUUUCACACGGAUGCUUUCGCACAAAUGGGAAAUUCCCAGGAUGGGAAGGAGGCUGUCACGUGGAUGGACACCUGGACCAUCUUCUACUGGGGAUGGUGGAUCGCCUGGAGUCCUUUUGUGGGAAUGUUUAUCGCCAAAAUCUCCCGAGGACGUACGAUCAAGCAGUUUAUCAAUGCCACCAUGACGGCGCCCAUCCUGUACUCAUUCUUGUGGCUGACGAUCUUCGGUGGUGCUGGAAUAAGAAUGGAACGUAGAGCUUUCCACGCUGGCAUCACCUGCGCGUCAACUCUUGGAGGUAAAAACUCUACUGAUUCCGACAAUGGCCUGUACCGUCUGUCCUGUCGCACAACUGAUGACAUGUGGUUUGAUUUGAUGGAACAGUAUGGCGACAUUGGCUCAGUGUUGUCCAUAAUUUCUCUGGCUGGCAUUAUUCUAUAUUUCGUGACGAGUUCUGACAGUGGAUCUCUAGUUAUUGACUGCCUCUCUGCAAAUGGUGAUCCAGAUCCCCCAAUUAUUCAGCGUAUCUUCUGGGCUCUUACCGAGGGCGCUACAGCCACAGCUCUUCUGUACGCAGGUGGUUCGGAAGCUCUAACAGCCCUGCAGACCGUUUCCAUUGCAGCUGGGGUCCCUUACACCAUACUGCUGUGUUUCAUGUGCGUUGCCUUAUGGCGCGCUGUCCAAGUCGAAGGUGGAGCCCUGGAUCCUAAUGGCCCGCAAUUUUCUGUCGACCUUCUGGAGGUGUUCUCUAAACCCACACUCGAGAUGAUUAUAAGUACCAUCAUCGCCGUAUUUUUUCCAUGGUUCCCCAUGGGCCGUGCUGCACACAGGCUGAACGACUGCAAGGGGAGUCGAGUGCCAUACAUGCUGUCCUUGGCUAUUCCAUUCUACUUGUGGGUCCUGGGGAUGGCCCUCGAACCUGCCGUAGAGGGAAUUAGCUACCUGGCCUGGGCUGUGUUAUUUGCGUUCUUCGCGUACGGCUCUGGAAUCCGCUUGGGUAUACGAGAGAGGUAUGGAAUCAAUGGCAACAUGGUUGAGGACUUCUUUGCUGUGAUGCUGUUGUACCCUUUUGCAGCUUACCAGAUGGAUCAGCACAUGAGCAAUCCACCCAUGUCCUUGGAAGAAAAUGGCCUUGAAAAAUAUGACCACGGAAAAGGUGCUGCAUACCAGAACCAGGGAGCUGACUUUCCGUUGGAGAAAGUGGACACUGCUUUUUAAAGAAAUGCACGUUUUGCAUGUUUUUCUGUUUGAGAAAAAUGAAUGACUUUUUUGCGUUUGGACUUACUUAGCUCAGUUGCGUUGUAGAAAAUUUACAUUUGUAUAAUGACAGGUUUUAAUGUCCAAUUAACUGCCAACGAUUUUGAAGUCUAACCUAUGUUUCUUUGUUUGUGAAUGAAAGGAGAGAGCAUGGGUUGUUACAUGUAGACAAAACUCCUCUUUACACCGGCUCUAAUUCUUUGUUUUUACGCUCCGUCAAGACCUUUCAUUUGAAUACCGUCUGCGAUUAUGGGGCUACCAUAACAAAGAAGAGUUUCUUAAGUAGUGUAAUAAGGAAACUACAUUUUUAGAUUUUUAAUUUUAAUCGAGCUGGUAAGCGAGUAUAAGGCAUUUGUCUUCCAGGACUAUUCCUUUGAAAGUUGUCAAAAUAGUUUGAUGCGAACAAAAGAUGGUUCCGUGAAAGCUAAAUGAGCUUCAAAAUAUAUUUUUCUCAAAGAGUGAUCGUCUCGAUUGUAUAAGAGUUUAGGCAAAUGAUAUCCAUUUUGAAGUCAUGCGAUGAUAUGACCUAGUAGCGACGUACAUUUUUUUCGUUAUUACCCGAUGAACACUUUCUUUAGUCAGAGACACUCCAUUAUAUUUCAAUCAGGUAGGAUGUUAAUAUUCAUUUCAAAACUUUGCUUAAUAAAAUGUUUUCUUAACUGCA